Molecule: messenger RNA, 558 nt
Organism: Microstroma glucosiphilum
Lineage: Eukaryota; Fungi; Basidiomycota; Exobasidiomycetes; Microstromatales; Microstromataceae
Exons: 1
Coding region: 104-520 (138 amino acids)
Source: RefSeq, a predicted model, not a curated record
CCGCGCCUACCAUGCCAGCCUGAGCCUCUGAGCGAUGCCUACCUACCUCCCGGAACAGACCCCCGAGACAUAGCACUCGAGUAUAAUCCAGAGGCUGACCAAGAUGAUCAGCGAGGACCUCGUGAAUCGGAACUCUUUGACCGCGUCUCCGGUCUUCCUAGAAUUCUAUGCUCGGCGGGUAGGACAUUGUGGGGCCCGGAUCGCAUCCGCGGCAAGGCAGCUUCGAUGGGAGGCCCGAGCGCAGGAGCUUAUAUUUUUUUUCCAGGGCCAUCGCGAUCGUCAGGGCGAUCUAUGCGGCAAGCAAACAAAGGCGCGUCUACGACAAUGCCCUGACAGCUUUGUUCCUCUUGGCGCAUUCAUCCAUUCACCAUGGCACGGCCCCUGUCCUGAUGCGGCCACGACCAUCAGCGCCGGACGUUGCUCGCCAGUGUCUCAAACCCAACACCACAUUGCUACCGCUCCUUCCCAUGAUACUGUCCUCAACGUCUGCGCCGGCUCAACCAGCACGCAGCCCAGAUGAACAAACACUUCCUCGACGUCGCGCUCGAGCCUAAACUU